CCCGAGGGGCUGCCGAGCCGCGGCGGCGGAAGGGGCGGUCUGGGGGCGGAACGGGGCGUGGGCGCGAAGCUGGGACCGCUGCACCCGGGGUCCGUGGCUGCAGCGAGGCCGAGACCAUGUCUGCGGGCGGGAGCUGCGGCCAGACGCCGAGCCGGGCCAUCCCGGCCACCCGUCGGGUGGUGCUCAGCGACGGUGCGCAGCUGCCGCCUGGGGAUUACAGCACCACUCCGGGAGGCACGCUCUUCAGCACCACCCCCGGAGGCACCAGGAUCAUCUAUGACCGAAAAUUUUUGAUGGAAUGUCGUAACUCUCCUGUGGCCAAAACACCACCUCGGGAUCUGCCCACCAUUCCUGGGGUCACCAGCCCCCCUGGUGAUGAACCUGCUACUGAAAUGAACCCGAACCACCUACCCAACAGCCAUGAGGACAAGCCAGGAAGCCAUGAGGAAUCACAGUUUGAGAUGGACAUUUAAAGGGCCGGCCACCGGAAUUGAGCAGUGGCCCCCAAGACCCACGGAUCCCGUUCAGGGGAGGAGACACACCGGUCAAGCCUUAUAGGAGUUUUUUUCCAGAGCCGAUGCCAGGGAUGGGGCUAGAUGUCCCACUCUGUCCUCCCACAGUGGAGCAGCUCCCCCCUCCCCAGAGCCAACACCAGCAGAUACUUCCAGUAAUGGGAGGAGCUGCCCUUCCCAAGGGAAUUGCUACAGAAAUCGACCCCCUGCUGCAGAGGGACAAAAUCAGGGGCAGGAGGAGCCUUUGUGAACUUGUCUAGUUCUUCAGGUCUCAUCCUGAAUGGAUGUGUCUACCCCUUUCAAGUUUGUGCCCUGUGGCCCACACACAAGGUCACAGGAAUGUGCCCUCUAGAGAGGAAAUAAAAUCUGGUCGGCCAAUUCUAGACCUAGGGCCGAGAGCGGA
Trichosurus vulpecula (common brushtail) is the source of this 915-nucleotide messenger RNA. RefSeq names its product eukaryotic translation initiation factor 4E binding protein 1 (gene EIF4EBP1). The transcript has 3 exons. Gene Ontology annotation, biological process: negative regulation of translational initiation. Gene Ontology annotation, cellular component: cytoplasm. NCBI's taxonomy places the organism in Eukaryota, Metazoa, Chordata, Mammalia, Diprotodontia, Phalangeridae. The record is from RefSeq and is a predicted model, not a curated record. Gene Ontology annotation, molecular function: eukaryotic initiation factor 4E binding. Bases 117 to 473 code for a protein of 118 amino acids.